This is a messenger RNA of Epithele typhae, 1719 nucleotides long. RefSeq lists its product as uncharacterized. NCBI's taxonomy places the organism in Eukaryota, Fungi, Basidiomycota, Agaricomycetes, Polyporales, Epitheliaceae. The record is from RefSeq and is a predicted model, not a curated record. The transcript is spliced from 6 exons. The coding region runs from base 1 to 1719 and encodes 572 amino acids.
AUGUUCCCCAUUCCUGCGCUCGCCGCGCUCCUUCAACUCGCUUCUUUCAUCCUUCCCGCCCUCGCCAGUCCUGCUUGGGAUGUGAAGCCAAUAAACUCGGCUGUCAUACCCCUUGUCGUUCGCUCCCCGUACCUCUCUGCAUGGCUCCCGCAGGGCAACGGUAUCGCGCUCAACGUGGCCUGGCCCACGUUUUGGAACGGGAAUAUUGUCGACUGGGCUGGGUACACUAAGGUCGAUGGGACGGCAUACACUUGGAUGGGUGUGCCCGCUGUGCCCAACACCAAGGCGACCCCCUCUACGCAAAAGAGUUUUCAGGUAGUAGCAAAUCAGGUGCCGUUCAUCAAACUCAGUCAUCGCGUGCCACCCACCUCGCGCCACCCCUCCCACCGCGCCUCCAGCUCCCCGGCCCGUGCCACUGGCCGCGUGAGGAUCUCCUCACAGCCCUUCCAGCCCAUCUCGCUUCCCCCACCUUCAACCAGCACGACUGGCUCGCGUGUCCGCCCACACCCCGGGAGCAUGGAAUAUGCCGCGCCUUUGUCCGGCCCGCCACCUCUCCUCCCGCGAAACACCCCCGCAGCGAACGAGAGGACGACCAAGGCCCCGCCCAUGGUCAUUUCCUUUCUCGGCUCGCGCGGGAGCUCCAUGAGCCUCGACGACAUGCUCAUCGACGCUGCGACCGCGGACGGGAUGCCCCCGCAGCAGCUGCAGGGCCCGCGCGGCCGCUCCUCGUCGCCCAGCCGCGCUGACUACCACAUGCGCGGGCGCGCGGCCAUCCACGGUGGGUCGCUGUCGGGUCAGACGCAGACGACUCACAUCUUCGUGACUCCGCAAACCGGCCCAAACGUCGAGAAGCCCAAGCUGGGCGUUUUGAGAAGCAACGGGAGCAUCAUGACGAUGGGUCUGAAUGGGAGCAUCGUCUCGGGUCCGGCCACCAUCGGCGGUGGUGGAUUUCCCGCGACCAACCACCAGGGCCAACGCAUCUGCCGUCAAUGUGGACUCGCCGGCCGUUACAAGGACGGCAAAUGCGGCAAGAAAAUGAAGCGUGUUGAGCGGCGCGGAACGUUGGACUCGAUGUGUUUGAACGCCCACCUCCACAACCAGCCUUUGGCGAUCCACCCCUUGGGCGCUCCACAAGCGGCCCCAGGCUUGUACACCAACGGGCGCAGCUCGCACUGGGGCUCGGACCACUCUGUCCACCGGACCGACACCAUCCCCAUCCACCCUUCUCACUCGUCGCGCGCCCCUGGCCUGAACGGGCUCUCCUCGAGCGCCGUCUACUCCUGGCAAGAUCGCGACCGGGACUACGACCGCGAGAACGGCGCAUCACCGUACCACCGCUCGUCUCACUGUGGCCCUACCCCGCCCGGCAUCGCCACGCUCCUGCGGGACGACUACGACCGCCGCCCCCGCCCGUCCUCUGCCCACAAGCCGAACGGGUUGAUGAACGGCCACGCGCGGAGCUCGUCCAGCCGGUCUGCGAGCCGCUCCCCGCUCCCGAAACCCGCAGCUGCGACGACGAACACAGGUCGCGGCUCGUCGCGCGGCUCGAAGUCGUCCACGUCCGACACGAUGGACACCGAUGCGGAGGGCGAGGACGUGGACGCUGAUGCGGACGCAGACGAGGUGGUCGUAACAGACGCGGAGUUCCUCCUCGCCGCGGACACUACGGAGCGCAACACCUCGACGGACGAGGAGUCACUGAAGAAGGAGGACGCAUGA